Cydia amplana is the source of this 3694-nucleotide messenger RNA. It is a transcript of the gene Taf2, whose product is annotated as transcription initiation factor TFIID subunit 2. NCBI's taxonomy places the organism in Eukaryota, Metazoa, Arthropoda, Insecta, Lepidoptera, Tortricidae. Gene Ontology annotation, biological process: transcription initiation at RNA polymerase II promoter. Bases 340 to 3534 code for a protein of 1064 amino acids. The transcript has 17 exons. Gene Ontology annotation, cellular component: transcription factor TFIID complex. The record is from RefSeq and is a predicted model, not a curated record. Gene Ontology annotation, molecular function: transcription cis-regulatory region binding; chromatin binding; metallopeptidase activity.
GGCUUUGUCGAGCUGACCGUAGUCCCAUUGAAAGAUAACUUGCGAUACAUAAGGCUCAAUGCAAAGCAAUGUCGUAUCUAUAGAGUGUGCCUGAAUGACCGAUAUGAAGCAAACUUUCAAUAUUGUGACCCAUUCCUGGAUAUCUGCCAAGCUGACCCUAACACGAGGUCCCUCGAAGUAUUCUCACAAUGCCACCUAGCAGCAGCUCAGAAGAUUGACCCAGAUCACAACUCCGGAGAGCUCCACAUACAAGUCCCUGACGAUGCAGCUCACCUGGUGGGCGAGGGCCGAGGCCUCCGCAUUGGUAUUGAGUUCUCCUUGGAGUCUCCACAGGGCGGGAUGCAUUUUGUGGUGCCAGAAGGAGAGGGAUCUCUGGUUGAGAAAUCAGCCCACAUGUUCACCUACGGCCACUCAGCUCGCCUCUGGUUCCCCUGCGUCGACAGUUUCGCUGAGCCCUGCACAUGGAAGCUAGAGUUCACUGUCGACGAGUCCCUGACUGCAGUCUCCUGUGGAGAGCUGCUCGAUGUUGUGUACACGCCUGAUCAUAGACGGAAGACAUUCCAUUAUGUAGUGAAUACGCCGGCUUGUGCACCAAAUAUCGCUUUGGCUAUUGGACCAUUUGAGACAUUCGUAGAUCCAUUCAUGAAUGAAGUGACUCACUACUGCUUACCGAAUCUGAUGCAAAUACUUAAGAACACGGUGCGAUACCUACAUGAAGCAUUUGAAUUCUAUGAAGAGACUUUAUCCACUAGGUAUCCAUAUCCGUGCUACAAACAAGUUUUUGUUGAUGAGACUGAAGACGAUGCGACAGCCUACACCACAAUGUCCAUCCUGAGCGUCCACCUCCUCCACUCAAUAGCCAUCAUAGACCAAACCUACAUCAGCCGCAAAGCCAUGGCUCAAGCCGUAGCGGAACAAUUCUUCGGCUGUUUCAUCACUAUGCAGAACUGGUCGGAUCUGUGGUUGGCCAAGGGCAUUCCUGAUUAUCUGUGUGGAUUGUAUUCUAAGAAGUGCUUUGGUAAUAAUGAGUAUAAGUAUUGGACGCAUCAGGAGUUGCAAGAGGUUGUGACAUACGAAGAGCAAUAUGGUGGUAUCGUUCUUGAUCCAUGGCAACCGCCGGCGAGCGGAGCUCGCGUUGAUCCCAAAGACAUGUUUUACUUCCCAGUCAGAAAUGUACACACCAUGUCACCGAGGUAUAUUGAGGUGAUGCGUAAAAAAUCCCACCUAGUGCUCCGUAUGUUAGAACAACGCAUCGGCCAAGAAUUACUACUCCAAGUAUUCAACAAGCAACUAUCCCUCGCUACCAACGCUGCCAACACUAAAAUAGGAGGGGGGUUAUGGGGACAUCUCCUGUUGUCAACGAAUUUGUUCGUGAGAGCGAUAUUUACGGUGACUGGGAAGGAUAUGGCGGUAUUUGUGGACCAAUGGGUCCGGACAGGAGGACAUGCGAAGUUUCAGUUGACCUCAGUGUUUAAUAGGAAACGAAACACAGUGGAACUCGAAAUCCGCCAAGACUGCGUCCACGAGCGGGGCAUCCGCAAAUACGUGGGGCCGCUCCUCGUCCAACUUCAAGAGUUAGACGGCACAUUCAAACACACGCUUCAGAUUGAGAACACGGUGGUCAAGGCGGAUAUCACGUGCCACAGCAAGAGCAGGAGGAAUAAGAAAAAGAAGAUUCCGCUGUGUACGGGGGAAGAGGUUGAUAUGGAUCUGUCGGCUAUGGAUGACUCUCCAGUACUCUGGAUCCGUCUCGACCCCGAGAUGUCCCUAUUACGAAGCACCGUCAUAUCUCAACCUGACUACCAAUGGCAGUACCAGCUCCGACACGAGCGUGACGUCACAGCCCAAAGUGAAGCUAUCGACGCUUUACACAACUACCCUGAACCGGCCACAAGGAAAGCUCUUACAGAUACUAUAGAGAAUGAACAAAUUUAUUAUAAGAUCAGGUGUAGGGCGGCGCAUUGUUUGACAAAGGUGGCAAAUGCAAUGAUCAGCUCAUGGGCGGGCCCACCGGCCAUGCUGACGAUAUUCCGCAAGAUGUUCGGGUCGUUCUCGGCGCCGCACAUCAUCAAACAGAACAAUUUUGACAACCUGCAGCAUUACUUCUUGCAGAAGACUAUACCGGUCGCUAUGGCAGGCCUUCGCAACAUCCACGGCAUCUGCCCGCCCGAGGUGGUGAGAUUCCUCCUUGACCUCUUCAAGUACAACGACAACUCGAAGAACCACUUCUCUGACAACUAUUAUAAAGCGGCGUUGGUCGAUGCUUUGACGGCGACCAUCACACCCGUCAUAUCUGUGCUGCAACCGGGUGCCCCAAUAACAGCAGACUCCCUCUCAGCGGACACAAAACUGGUUCUAGAAGAGAUAACCCGUGUCCUAAAUUUAGAGAAAGUGUUGCCAUGCUACAAGAACACUGUGACCGUCAGUUGUCUGCGCUCGAUAAGGCGGUUGCAGCAGUGCGGACAUCUGCCGAGCAUACCCACUGUGUUUAGGGCUUAUGCCCAGUACGGGCAAUAUGUUGACGUACGCCUAGCCGCCGUCGAGUGCCUUGUUGACUUCGUCCGCGUCGACGGGAAGCCUGAAGACCUCAGUUCCCUACUAACCACAGUGGAAAGCGAUCCCGACCCACACGUGCGACACGGCCUAGCCCGAAUGUUGGUCAACAACCCGCCUUUCGAGAAGGCUCAGCGGCAUAGGUUGGACACGGAGGCGGUUGUGCACAGACUAUGGAACAACAUUAACAGCCACCUGUCAAACGACGCACGACUCAGAUGCGACUUAGUUGAUCUCUACUACACAUUGUAUGGGCUCAAGCGGCCCAUAUGCGUGCCUCUGCCUGAGAUUCAGGCCAUGAUGAAACAAAUGCAGCACAAAGAGCGAGAGAGGCUGGAGAGGGAAAAGGACAGGGAGAAGGAUAGGGACAGGCUGAGAGAGAUGGAGUUGAACAAACCUGUUAUUAAGCAAGAAAUUCCUGAGGUUAAAUUUGAAGCCGAGGAGCCAUCCACCGUGGUCCCAAGCCUGGACUCUGGUAUCAUAAUGCCGACCCCAAUGGAGUUGGACAUCAAGACCGACUUGCCCGUUCCUCUAGCCAACAUCAAGGAAGAAGACAUCAAGAUUGACGUCACUUCGGUCCAUGACAUGCCCAUCAGGGUGUACAGUGGCGAGGACUCAAAGCGGGAGUUCAUAUCGGACAACGCAGCCCCGCUGCCCGGCAUCCCCGGCUCGUCGGGCCCCGUCGGCUUCGAGCCCGGCAUGUUCCGCCGCGACAACGACAUGGGCGCUCCUAAGGUGAUUCUGAAAAAGAAGAAAGAAAAGAAGAAGCACAAACACAAACACAAGCACAAACACAGCAGCAAAGACAAAUCCGGCAAAGACAAGGACCAUAGAGACAGAGACCGCUUCCCUCCCCGCCCCCCCUCGAGCACUGACCAUCUCAAAAUCAAAGAGGAGACGCGGGAAACGCUUAGUUCAUUCAGCUCAAGUCAAAGCCCUUCCGAGGAUAUAUCGUCUAUGCCCAGUAAUAUGAGCUUUUAAAAACAUUGAUGAAAAUUCAACCUUAUAAACAAGACGUCAAGGUUGAAUUUCGCAAUAUUGAAUGAAGAUAAAGAUUAUUCGUAAAUUAAGUAAAAUUGAUCUUAACUAGAAGUAAGCGGUAAAUGUGUAAGAUUUUUGAUUUUAAAUAUAUUUUUUAUGU